UUAAUUAAUAAUCUCUCUCUCUGUAUGUGUACACACACGCAAAUAUUUAUAUAUAUAUAAACAUAGAAGACUCAUGAGGUUCCAAAUAAAUAAGUAAGAACUAAAAAGGAAGGGAAGAGAAGAAAUGGGUUCUGCCAAGAAGGAAAUAAAGUUGGAGAAAAGUGGAGAUGAGAGAAGAAUAAUGACGAGGAGUAAUAAUAGUGAUAACAGUAGUUCAAAUUUGAUGAUAAUUUUUAGAUAUGCAGAUUGGGUGGAUAUUUUGCUGAUGAUUUUGGGUACAGUUGGAGCUAUUGGAGAUGGAAUGUCAACAAACUGCUUGUUAGUCUUCGCUAGCCGUCUCAUGAAUAGUUUGGGAUAUGGCCAGACUCAAAACAAUCAUGCUGGGACUAAUUUCAUGGACGAGGUUCAAAAGUGUAGUUUGAACUUCGUAUACUUGGGUUUAGCAGUAAUGGUGGUGGCUUUUAUGGAAGGUUAUUGUUGGAGUAAAACAAGCGAAAGACAAGUUUUAAGGAUGCGUUACAAGUACUUAGAAGCUGUUCUAAGACAAGAAGUUGGUUUUUUCGAUUCACAAGAAGCAACCACGUCAGAAGUCAUCAACAGUAUCUCCAAAGACACUUCUCUCAUACAAGAACUUCUAAGUGAAAAGGUACCAAUAUUUCUGAUGCACUCUUCAGUGUUCAUAUCUGGGCUAGCUUUCUCAACUUUCUUCUCAUGGAGAUUAUCCUUAGUAGCAUUCCCAACAUUACUGGUUUUAAUCAUACCGGGAAUGAUUUACGGCAAGUACCUAGUCUACUUGUCUAGAAAGUCACACAAGGAAUAUAGUAAGGCAAACGCAAUAGUGGAACAAGCCUUGAGCUCAAUUAGAACGAUUUACUCGUUCACUGCAGAGAAGAGAAUUGUUGAGAGGUACUCAAUCAUAUUGGACAAAACGACGUCGUUGGGAAUCAAACAAGGCAUUGCAAAAGGUUUGGCUGUGGGGAGCACAGGGCUGGCUUUUAUGAUAUGGGCUUUUCUUGCUUGGUAUGGGAGUCGUUUGGUUAUGUAUAAAGGUGAAAGUGGUGGAAGGAUCUAUGCUGCUGGCGUCUCAUUCGUAUUGAGUGGACUAUCUCUUGGAAUGGCACUUCCAGACCUGAAAUACUUCACAGAAGCCUCAGUUGCUGCUCAAAGAAUUUUCCAUAGGAUUGAUCGGGUACCACAAAUCGAUGGAGAAGGGAACAAAGGUCUUGUACUAGAGAAAAUCAAAGGCCAACUAGAAUUCGAACAUGUCAAAUUCACCUACCCUUCUAGGCCUGACUCUGUUGUGCUCAAAGAUUUUAAUCUAAAAAUUGAAGCAGGGCAAACUGUUGCUCUUGUUGGAGCCAGUGGGAGUGGCAAGUCAACGGCCAUUGGAUUAGUCCAACGAUUCUACGAUGCAGAUAAUGGGGUUGUGAGAAUUGACGGUGUGGAUGUAAGAACACUUCAGUUGAAAUGGAUAAGAGGGAAAAUGGGACUUGUUAGUCAAGACCAUGCUUUGUUUGGGACAUCAAUAAAGGAAAAUAUCAUGUUUGGGAAGCUUGAUGCUACCAUGGAAGAAGUUACAGCUGCAGCCAUGGCUGCCAAUGCUCAUAAUUUCAUAAGGCAGCUACCUGAAGGGUAUGAAACUAAGAUUGGAGAGAGAGGGGCACUUUUAUCAGGUGGACAAAAACAAAGAAUUGCCAUAGCAAGAGCAAUAAUCAAGAACCCUGUAAUUCUCCUACUUGAUGAGGCAACAAGCGCUCUCGACACUGAAUCAGAAACUCUGGUCCAAAAUGCUCUUGAUCAAGCCUCCAUGGGAAGAACCACUCUGGUUGUCGCACACAAGCUCUCAACUGUUCGCAACGCAGACCUAAUCGCCGUCGUAGGCAGCGGUGCGGUGAUCGAAAUCGGGUCCCACAACGACCUCAUCAACCAACAUAACGGUCACUAUGCUAACCUGGCCAAAAUGCAGAGACAGUUCAGUUCCAUGGAAAAUAAUGACCAAGAACAAGAACCCACCGUCACCUCCGGCCGAAUCUCCUCCGUUGGCGGCGGCCUAAGCACGGGGAGAUCGAGCCCUCUUAUCUUCUCUACACCGCCCAAUUCCACAGUCGAUCAAACCCCGGCGGUGGGACGCAAAAAAACUCAAACCCACCAGCGAGGUUCUUUCUCUCGACUCAUCUCAUUCAACGCACCCGAAUGGAGGAACGGCCUAAUUGGUGGACUCUCCGCCGUCGCCUUCGGGUCCGUACAGCCAACAUACGCCUUGACCAUAGGUGGGAUGAUCUCCGCCUUCUUCGCUCCUACCCAUGAAGAAAUUCGGAGCCGCAUCCGGGCAUAUUCUCUGAUCUUCUGCUCUCUCUCGCUGGUCUCCAUCGUCCUGAAUCUCCUUCAGCAUUACAAUUUCGCCUUCAUGGGAGAACGAUUGACGAAGCGGAUUCGAAUCCGAAUGCUGGAAAAGAUCUUGAGCUUCGAAACAGCUUGGUUCGAUCAGGAGAAGAACUCGAGCGGCGCGUUGUGCUCACGCCUCAGCAACGAGGCUUCCAUGGUGAAAUCCCUUGUGGCGGAUCGCGUCUCUCUCCUAGUCCAGGCCGCUUCUGCGGUGACGAUCGCCAUGGUGAUGGGUCUAAUCGUGGCGUGGAAGCUAGCUCUGGUCAUGAUUGCCGUACAGCCAUUGACGAUCCUCUGUUUCUACACCCGAAAGGUCCUGCUAUCAGCCACAUCCGCAAACUUCGUCAAUGCCCAGAACAAGAGUACCCAGAUAGCCGUGGAAGCCGUGUACAAUCAUCGAAUCGUGACCUCGUUUGGCAGCGUGGGAAAAGUGUUGCAGCUAUUUGAAGAAGCUCAAGAGGCACCGAGGAAAGAGGCGAGAAAAAAGUCUUGGAUGGCCGGAAUUGGAUUGGGUUCUGCUCAGUGCUUGACGUUCAUGUCUUGGGCAUUGGAUUUCUGGUAUGGCGGCACUCUUGUUGAGAAGGGUGAAAUUUCAGCCGGGGACGUGUUCAAGACAUUCUUCAUCUUGGUAAGUACUGGUAAGGUUAUAGCCGACGCUGGGAGUAUGACUUCUGAUCUUGCCAAGGGCUCUGCCGCUGUCGCCUCGGUUUUCGACAUUCUCGACCGCCAGUCACUCAUUCCAGUAUCUUACACUGACUCGGAUGAAAGUAGUGGUUGCAAAUUGGAGAAAGUAAUGGGAAGAAUAGAGAUGAAGAAAGUGGAGUUUGCCUACCCAAGUAGGCCAGAUAUUCUAGUGUUGCGGGAGUUCAGCUUAGAUGUGAAGCCAGGGACGAGCAUUGGGCUAGUUGGGAAAAGUGGGUGUGGGAAAUCAACGGUGAUUGGAUUGACCCAAAGGUUUUAUGAUGUAAAUGGAGGAUGGGUGAAAGUGGAUGGAGUUGACAUAAGGGAACUAAAUAUCCAAUGGUAUAGGAAGCACACAGCACUAGUCAGCCAAGAGCCCGUCAUUUACUCUGGAACCAUUCGCGACAAUAUCUUGUUUGGUAAGCUUGAUGCCUCUGAGAAUGAGGUGGUGGAAGCUGCUAGGUCCGCCAAUGCUCACGAAUUCAUAUCGUCAUUGAAAGAUGGGUAUGAAACAGAAUGUGGAGAAAGAGGGGUACAAUUAUCAGGAGGUCAAAAGCAGAGGAUCGCAAUAGCGAGAGCUAUCAUUAGAAAUCCAACCAUACUAUUGUUGGACGAGGCAACAAGUGCGCUAGACGUGCAGUCAGAACAAGUUGUGCAAGAAGCGCUUGACCGAAUCAUGGUUGGGAGGACCACAAUUGUGGUGGCUCAUAGGCUAAACACCAUUAAGGACUUGGACUCCAUUGCCGUUGUGGCUGAUGGCAAGGUCGUAGAGCGUGGGACCUAUGCUCACCUUAAGAACAAGAGGGGUGCUUUCUUCAACCUUGUUAGCCUUUCAAACUUAGGUUAGGUCCAACUAAUUAAAAAUUAAACACUUUCAUAUAUAUAUAUAUAUAUAUAAAUAUAUAUAAUCGUAAUGUUGUCGUAUAGUAUAGCCAGAAAAAAGUUGGGUCGACGAUGGAGUUUAGUUCUAACAUUGAGGACAUGCAGCCUCAUUUUAUGUACAGAGGCCCAAAUGAUGUUAUGGCCGAAGUGAUUUAAGCUAUAUAUAAGAUAGACCAACUACUAUAGUAACUAUUGUUUAUUAGCCCAAGAAGAAAUGUAGUUUUGAUGAAUAUGAUCAAUCAAUCUAUUAUCAUCUUCAAAAUCAA
Cannabis sativa is the source of this 4214-nucleotide messenger RNA. Its product is annotated as putative ABC transporter B family member 8. Gene Ontology annotation, biological process: transmembrane transport. Lineage: Eukaryota; Viridiplantae; Streptophyta; Magnoliopsida; Rosales; Cannabaceae. The record is from RefSeq and is a predicted model, not a curated record. Gene Ontology annotation, cellular component: membrane. The coding region runs from base 125 to 3913 and encodes 1262 amino acids. The transcript has 9 exons. Gene Ontology annotation, molecular function: ATP hydrolysis activity; ATP binding; ABC-type transporter activity.